AUGUGCUCGGUGCUGAAGAGAACAGUUCCCUUUGGCAUCGCUUACCAUCACAGUGGACUGACUAGUGAUGAGAGGAAGUUGGUGGAAGAAGCCUAUUCGGCUGGAGUCCUCUGUCUACUUACAUGCACUUCCACUCUGGCAGCAGGAGUCAAUCUGCCAGCUCGAAGGGUUAUUUUACGGGCACCAUAUGUUGCCAAAGAUUUCCUGAAGAGGGCACAAUAUAAACAGAUGAUUGGCAGGGCUGGUCGAGCUGGAAUUGACAGUGCCGGGGAAAGCAUCCUUAUUAUACAGGACAAGGAUAAACAAAUGGUUCAGGAAUUGGUUAGCAAGCCACUAGAGAGCUGUUAUAGUAACCUUAUGCAUGAUGAAGGGAAAGGAUUUCAGAGCUUACUGCUUUCACUAAUUGGACUAAAGAUUGCAAGAACAGCUGAUGAGAUCUACAGCUUUGCAUGUUAUACUUUUUUCAGUGUACAACAAAAACAUUUUUGUAAAGAUAAAUCACUGUGGGACAUAACAAAGGAAUCAUUAGAAACACUAUCAAGCAAAAGCCUUAUAUGCAGCAAAAGCUGCCUCGACUCAAGUCAGCUUGUGUUUGAGGUUUCAAGACUAGGCCAAGCAACAUUUAAAGGUUCCAUCGAUUUAUCUUACAGUGAUGUGCUGUACAGUGAUCUUAUAAAAGGAUUAGAAGGCCUAGUACUAAAGAGCCACCUUCAUCUUCUGUACUUGGUGACACCGUACGACAUGGUAGCCCAGUGCAACCCAGACUGGAUGAUUUACUUUAGACAGUUUAAUCUGCUUGAUCCAGUGGAUCAGAAAGUGGCUGGAAAUGUAGGGGUGCCAGAAAGUUUUCUUGCACGCAAGGUUUCAGGCCAAAGUGUAAAAAAGAGUGUAGACGACAGAGUGGUGAAUCGUCUUUAUUUGUCAUUCAUACUGCAUGCCUUGAUGAAAGAUUUGGACAUUUGGUGUGUGUCAGGAAAAUAUAACAUCCCUCGGGGAUUUAUUCAGAAUUUGCUGAAUUCAUCUGCCUCUUUCUCCUCUUGUGUUCUACAUUUCUGUGAGGAGUUGGAUGAAUUCUGGGCAUAUAAAGCCCUUCUUCAGGAUUGCACCAAAAAAUUGAGUUACUGUGUAAAAGCAGAACUAAUACCCCUAAUGGAAGUGGCUGGUGUUUUGGAGGCCCGGGCCAAACAACUUUACAAUGCAGGUUAUACCACUCUUGCACAUUUGGCUAAUGCUGAUCCACAACUGAUGGUUAAAAGCAUUGAACAUUUGUCAAAACGCCAGGCAAACCAGAUUAUUAGCUCAGCAAAGAUGUUAUUGAAUGAGAAAGCUGAAGCUCUCCAAGAGGAAGUGGAAGAACUUCUUCGUCUACCUGCAGACCUCCCGUCGCUUAUUACAGAAAAUGAAAAUGUUCAGACAAUUGAAUAA
Molecule: messenger RNA, 1425 nt
Organism: Staurois parvus
Lineage: Eukaryota; Metazoa; Chordata; Amphibia; Anura; Ranidae
Source: the annotation of a GenBank genome assembly